AUGCCAGUCGGAUUGGCUUCCUCUGGACCGCUCUGGAACACGCAUAGUAUGCUGAAAUUAGCCCCAUUCUUAAAUAUGGUGUUUCAGGCAGUCACAUUAGGCUUCGGCAUCGCAGUGUCCGGUGGUCGUGACAAUCCACAUUUUACCUCGGGUGACCCCGCAGUUGUUGUAUCGGACGUCGUGCCAAACGGACCGGCCUGGGGCUUGCUUCAAGUAAACGACCGUAUUCUAUCGGCAAACGGCGUGUCAUUCGAGAGCAUUGACUAUUCGAGUGCUGUCGAUAUAAUUAAGAACGCAGAGCACAUCAAUAUGAUUGUAAAACGACGUGUUGCCAUGCCAAUAAUGGAAUUUGAGCAACGCACGUUAAAGUUUACGUUGUCUAAGUCAAGAAAGAAAGAUGAUUUUGGUAUCGUAUUAGGCUGCAAGUUUUACAUCAAAGAAAUUCGUAAUCCAAAGUUGGCUGAGAAGGACCCUGGGCUACGAGAAGGCGACUCAGUACUACGAAUAAAUGGUCAAAGUGUAGAGGGGGCAACACUUGAAGAAGUGAGCAAGUGGUUAGAAAGAUCACGAGACAAGCUUUGCUUAGUGAUUCAACGUGAUGUUCGUCGUGGGACGAGUAGGUGGUCCAGUCAGAAUACAGUAUAUGAACGCGUCGGUUCGGUGUCGGCCACGCCACGACAUAGUCCGAGUCCGAUGCUGCCACAUCAGUCAGUGUCUCAAAAGUCUUCGCAUGAAUAUGUCAAUUCACCUCGAUGGCGUGACGGUAGCCUGCUAGACGAGCGUCGUGUGUCGAGUCCAGCUAUGUCGAGUCUGGGUGCUAUGUCUUCUGUGAACGUGCAGGCUGGAGCGGCACCUAUCCACACAUAUGAGUACUACAGUAGAAACAAGCCGAAACCGGAUCAGAGCGGUGUCCGAACAGUGACAUUCCGAAAGGUGAAUCCUUUUCUGACCUUCUCUUCUGUUGGUGGUAGCGUUGGUAUUCGUGUCAUCGGCGGUAACGAAGUCGGCAUUUUCGUCUCUGCAGUUGCAGCUGAUUCACCAGCCGCUCUACACGGUGUUUGUUGCGGGGAUCGUAUCGUCGAGGUGAAUGGCCGACCAAUGCGUGGAGUUACUCGUGAGUCGGCCGUGCAACUGUUGCUGGCGCUGAACGAUCAAGUUUCUUUGCGCUUGGAGCACGCAAGACAAGACUUUGAACACGUUCGCAAUAGCCAACUUGGGGAUAACUUUUAUAUAAGGUCUCACUUCACGAAAGAGAAAAAGUCUAGUAAUGUCGAACUGUCCGUUAGCGACGGUGACAUAUUCCACGUUACGGAUACGCUCUUUGGGGGUACCGUUGGUUUAUGGCAGGCCGCCAGAAUUUACUCUGCUAACGCCAACAAAAAUGAACCACUCAAAGGCGUGAUACCAAAUCAGUCGACAGCGGAGUCCAUAGCUCGUGAACAACGUCGUUUGACUGAGACGAAAGGUCGAGGGGGUACGUUGCUUCGGCGUAAAUUGGAGUCCCGUCGAACAAAAUCGCUUCCAAAAAAUGUGCUAUCGGAUCCAGCGGAGUUGUCAACCAGUAUUCCUCCACCAGCAUAUGAACGUGUCGCACUGAACACACCGAGUUUUCAUAGACCUGUUAUUCUCUUCGGACCAUUGGCCGAUGUCGCGCGGUCGUACCUGCUAUCUCAGUUUCCCAGCAAAUUUGCCGAACCUUCUCCAAGCAGUGGUGGAGUGAUUCGACUGGCCGCUUUGGAUAGUGUGAUAGCCGCUGGGAAACACUGCGUGCUCGAUAUUAGUUUGGAGUCGGUAGAACGGUUGCAACUGGCACAAUAUGCGCCCAUUGUUGUACUGAUUGAUGUGGAUGGUCGAUCACGGAUUCGGGAGAUUCGCAAAAAGCUCAAUGCUCCGCAUGUAUCGUCGAAGAAACUGGCUGAACAGGCAGCUCAGAUCAAGAAACACCAUUCACAUUUGCUGUCGGCAACGGUGGACGCAACAAAUGAGGAAGCAUGGUUUGACGCACUUCGUGACCUCGUCAUCCAUUUGCAGCAACGCCGGCUGUGGAUGCCCGAAUUCCCACCAAAUUUGCCGCUUGAAGAUGUAAUUAUUUGGCUCAUCCAGAGUGCCAAUUAUGACUCUGACUUAGAAUCUUUAAAAGGAGACUAUUCGGAAUAUUCAACUAGAAGGGAAGAGGGUCCGAAUCGUACAACUGUUCCUUCUCAAAUGGCAAGGUGA
Angiostrongylus costaricensis is the source of this 2217-nucleotide messenger RNA. Lineage: Eukaryota; Metazoa; Nematoda; Chromadorea; Rhabditida; Metastrongylidae. The record is from the annotation of a GenBank genome assembly.